This is a messenger RNA of Punica granatum (pomegranate), 734 nucleotides long. NCBI's taxonomy places the organism in Eukaryota, Viridiplantae, Streptophyta, Magnoliopsida, Myrtales, Lythraceae. The record is from RefSeq and is a predicted model, not a curated record.
UCAAACAUCCUAACUUUAUCCAUUCGUUAAGAGGUAAUUUUGAUUCGCGGAUAUCGUUUCAUCGACCAGUGGCAAAUGGGCGUAAUUACAGGGACGUACCCAGCACCGCCGCCGGCGUCAAGCCUGAACCCGAACGCCCCGCCGUUCGUGCCGGCGGCGUACCGGGCGGUGGAGGACUUCUCCGAGCAGUGGUGGGCCCUCGUCCAGUCGUCCCCUUGGUUCCGGGACUACUGGCUCCAGGAGCGCUACUCCGACCCCCAGCUGGACGACUUCGGCUCCGAUUUCGACGACUUCCUCCUCCUCCCUGAAGACCUGGACGUCUUCGACGAUUACGACUCUCCGAACCAGGAGGACGGGAAGAAGGACGAUUGCACCGAUCUGGUUCCGAUCGGGGGGUUCAAAUGGAGGAAGCCGAAGGCUGAGAGGCCCAGAUUUGCGGAGAAGGCCCCGAAGAUCGUGAGCGCGAAGGUGAGCCCGAGGAUGAUCCAGCAGCCCAGGUAGAAUGAGUCGCCGGAAGCACCGAGUUUAGAUGUCUGAGUUGCCCGUUUUCUUUGUACAUAGAGAAGAACUGACCCGUCGUCGUUUGUGUCUGUUCCCUUUGUGUUGUUCAUGAGUACGAGGAAAAAAAAUCAAACACUCUGUGGUGUCUGUUGUUGUUGUUUGAUGACAAAUAAAUAAAAAUGUUAACACCAAAAACAAAAAAGAAAAAAAGUUGAAAAUUUUGGCCUUGCAGA